UCCAUACCUUAGCAACCGGCGGUUCGGCGCCCGUCCCGGGGUGUUUCACCAGUAAUCUGCUGUGGACCGUAAUACCGGGCUACUAAUUGACGGGCUUGAUGAUGAAUCGCUCUCUCGAUCGCUUUCAGGGAGGACCCGAACUGCUUAGGGUCUCAGUCUGCAGUGUUGCACUUUCCUCAGUUUCCUGCCCGCAACAAUGGGCGAAGAUCAGAACCGGCCUUCGUCGGCAACAUUCAUCGUCGAGCCGUCAACUCGCCACACACACAGCUUCAUCCUGCUCCACGGCCUGGGCUCUAACGGAGAGAAAUUCGGCAGAGAGCUCAUCGAGAGCGGCGUUUGCUCCGACGGCAGGACGCUGCCUGAGAUCUUCCCGGGAGCGAGAUUCAUCUUUCCGACGUCGAAGCGGCGUCGGUCCAGCGCAUUCGGCCGAGCGAUGUUGACGCAGUGGUUCGACAUCGCGUCGCUGGAUGAUCCGUCCCAUCGCAGCCACAAGCAAGUCAAGGGCCUCCAGGAGUCAUCCCGAGAGAUCCUCGACCUCGUCGACCAGGAAUCUGCCAAGGUCCCGCGCGAGAACAUCAUCCUCGGCGGCAUCAGCCAGGGCUGUGCCAUGGGACUUGUCUGCCUGCUCGCCAUGGAGUCUCCCGUUGGCCGCUUUGUCGGCAUGAGCGGCUGGCUGCCAUUCAGGCAUGAGAUUGAUCCGAUCAUGGGGCUGGAUGAGGAUGAAAGUGAGAGCAAUGAGCAUGGCACCGACCAAGACGACGACGACAUAUUUGGCUGCGCGGAUACUGACGACCCGUCCGCAACACCCUCAAAACCCAGCGGAGAUGAGCAGAAGCCAGUCGUCAAGGUCCUAGCACGUGUUAGGGAUCUGCUCUCUCUCGACAGCACAGAAAGUCCGUGCACAGACAAGUCGGCACUCACAACGCCCAUCUUCCUCGGCCAUGGGGAAGCGGACGAAAAGAUCAGACACUCUCUCGGGGUCGGCGCACACCGGACAUUGACGUCCCUGGGAUUCCAAGCCUCGCUGAGGAGCUACAAGGGCUUGGGCCACUGGUACAAAAUCCCGGACGAGAUUGACGACAUCGUGGCAUUCAUCCAGCAUGGGGCCUCACUGCCAGCAGCUGGGGAAUCCUGAGUCCCCGGGCGCAAACGUCCAGUCAGACUAGUACAUGUACCAGUACUGGCGGAAAUGAAAGACCCGAGGUCCUAGAAUUUGAACUUAGGCGUGUUUA
This is a messenger RNA of Chaetomium strumarium, 1232 nucleotides long. Its product is annotated as Alpha/Beta hydrolase protein. The record is from RefSeq and is a predicted model, not a curated record. NCBI's taxonomy places the organism in Eukaryota, Fungi, Ascomycota, Sordariomycetes, Sordariales, Chaetomiaceae. The transcript has 2 exons. The coding region runs from base 197 to 1135 and encodes 312 amino acids. Gene Ontology annotation, biological process: protein depalmitoylation. Gene Ontology annotation, molecular function: palmitoyl-(protein) hydrolase activity; carboxylic ester hydrolase activity. Gene Ontology annotation, cellular component: cytoplasm.